Molecule: messenger RNA, 1308 nt
Organism: Aspergillus nidulans FGSC A4
Lineage: Eukaryota; Fungi; Ascomycota; Eurotiomycetes; Eurotiales; Aspergillaceae
Exons: 5
Coding region: 1-1308 (435 amino acids)
Cellular component (GO): membrane
Source: RefSeq, a predicted model, not a curated record
AUGGCCCAGUUUGAAGUCGAAGCGUUCACGCUUCUGGCCCUUGCAAUUGUCGCCAUCGCCCUCCGCGUCGUCGCACGAUGUGUCAUUGCCGGGCCCAAGAACUUCCAGCUGGACGACUAUAUGAUGCCGCUGGCGGGGGUGGUUUAUGGGCUCGAAACCGGCGCCGCAUACUGCGUCGGCGCAUGGUGGAUGGGUCUGGCCAACAAUGCCAUGACGGACGCGCAGCGCCUCGAGCUCUCGCAGCGCCCCGAUAGCGAGGAAUACCGACUGCGCGUCGGGGGUUCCAAGACGCAGGUGCUGGGGUGGUCGCUGUAUACGACACUGUUGUGGCUGCUGAAGGCUUGUAUGGCGGUGUUUUAUUCGCGGUUGACAGCUGGACUUAUCAACAUGCGGAUCCGUGUACAGAUCGCUUAUGCCGUCAUCGGCGCCACGUAUAUCGCCGUCAUCUGCUCGAUUCUGUUUGGGUGCCAUCCCAUGCACAAGAACUGGCAAAUCUACCCGAAUCCGGGCAAUUCCUGCCAGCCUGCGGUAUCGAAGAUCGACGUCUACGUGACGGUAACGCUGAACGUUGCGACGGAUAUGUAUCUGUUGAGUAUUCCGAUGCCGAUUCUAUUCAAAGCGCGCCUCCCCCUUCGCGAGAAACUCGAGCUGCUGGUCCUCUUCUCCGGCGGAAUAUUUGUUAUGGCCGCUGGCAUUCUGCGCUGCGUGCUGAUCGUCACGGCCGGUGCGAACGGCGCCCAGCAAGCAGGCUCCUGGGCGUGCCGCGAGACCUUCGUCGCCGUGAUCAUCGGCAAUGCACCCAUGAUAUACCCGUUCCUGCGACGCAUCGCAAAGCGCGCGGGCAUUUACAUAACCACAUACACCCAUCGCACGGGUCAAUCGCAAUCGUACCCGCUGGGAUCAGCCGACGACAAGAUGCGGAGUGCUGGGAACGGGCGCAGCAUUGGGAUGUCGCAGGCAUCCAAGAAACGGCGGUUCAGACAUCCGCUCAGUAUCCCGGACACGCAGUGGCGCGACGACGGCGAGACUGCUGUGUUUGAUGAGGACGGCGAUGAGAUGGCGAUGUUGAGCAAGAAAUUCAAUCAGACGCAGGGCCAAUAUGGAGCGCAUAAGAAGAUGAGCCUUGAGGGUUUUCGACGGGAUGCCGGUGCUGCAGAGGCAGUGGUCACGAGUGGAAACGGAAGUCCCGGGUCGGGAACGAAGGGGCUAGGACUUGGAAGCCUGGGGAGUAGUCUGGAGUCGGACCAUGGAGAGUUUAGCGGGAUCAAGGUAGUACGGGAGACGAUUGUUGAGAGGAGGGAUGUUUGA